Molecule: messenger RNA, 2762 nt
Organism: Syngnathus acus (greater pipefish)
Lineage: Eukaryota; Metazoa; Chordata; Actinopteri; Syngnathiformes; Syngnathidae
Product: kazrin-like
Exons: 11
Coding region: 283-1887 (534 amino acids)
Source: RefSeq, a predicted model, not a curated record
UCUCUCUCGCACUCACUCUCAUGCACACAGUGUCGCACUAAUGAGCAAGCCUAGAGCUACCCGGCAGCACUGAUCUCUCAUCAGCCGGGCUACGGCCAAACAUCAGAGGCAACGAGACACAAAGCUGAUCUGCAGUCGUCCGGGUGCAAAGCCAAAGGGAGAGAUUGCGAGACAAAUUAGUCAGUCAGAGAGGAAGGGACUUGAUUCGCCUGCAACUGCCGACCUGCACUUUCUUCCCUUCUUUCUUCUGCCAAGGACCGCUUUUCCUCCCCGCAUCCAGUCAUGGAGGAGAUGCUCACCUGCAGACGCAGCCCCUUCUCCCAGGUGUUUGGGCGCCAGGGUCAGCUCAUGCAAGCCACGGUGCAAUCCCUGAACAGCCUGAAUGAUCAAAUCGCAAAUUUCAUGGUGACGGAACCCAAAUCACUUGAGCAGAAUGAUCACGCAUAUUGUCCACCUGAGAAGGAGACACUGCAAAAGUCAAUGACCUUGAUGAGACACCUCCUCGUGGAUGCUCAGGCAAAAAUCCUGAAAAUGAUGGAUGACAACAAGCAGCUGGCUCAGCGCAUAGAUGGGGCCAUUCAGUCGGCCAGCCAGGAGGUGACCAACUUGCGCUCGGAGCUGAGCGCCACCAGCCGCAGACUGACCGAGCUGGGUGCUGCUGACCCUUCCGGCUGCAUUCUUGAGAGCAGGCAGCACAACCACAACGAUACUUCUCCGCACUCGAGGCAGAAGGCGCCCUCCACUGACCUGUGCUACACGAGUGAAAUCAGCAGUCUGAUGGACUUCAACUCUCCUGAUGCCUCCCUAGACAAAGUUCUACUUCGUGAGGAGGUGGCCCAACUGCAGGAAGAAGUGCACCUGCUGCGCCAGAUGAAGGAUAUGUUGAGUAAGGACCUGGAGGAGAGCCAAGGAGGAUGUUCGGCCGAGGUGCUUUCUGCCACCGAGCUCCGCGUGCAGCUGGCCCAAAAGGAGCAGGAGCUGGACCGAGCCAAAGAGGCUUUGCAAGCCAUGAAGUCAGACCGUAAGCGUCUUAAGGUGGAAAAGGCAGACCUGGUGAAUCAGAUGCAGCAACUUUAUUCCACACUGGAGAGCCGAGAGGAGCAGCUCCGGGAUUUUAUUCGCAACUACGACCAGCACAGAAAAGAGAGCGAGGAUGCGGUGAAAGCUCUUGCCAAAGAGAAAGACAUGCUGGAGAGAGAGAAGUGGGACCUGCGGCGACAGACCAAGGAAGCCACCGAGCACACGGGAAUGCUGCGAGCACAGCUGGACCUCAAGGAAAACCGCAUCAAGGAGCUGGAGGCUGAACUGGCAAUGAUCAGUGUCAAUCAAAGAAUGGAGUUCCGGGUGUUUGAGCGGCUCGGGGACAGGGACUUCUCCCCGAGGGUUAUGGCGGCCAAACAGUCACUAGCCACCCUUACCAAGGAUGUGCCUAAACGUCACUCCCUGGCAAUGCCAACAGAGCCGGUUGUCAACGGUAACAACCAGGAGUGGGUGAUGCAAGCUGACCUUCCCCUCACUGCUGCCAUCAGACAGAGUCAGCAGACCCUCUACGUGCACACGGGCCAUCCCACCGACAGACAAGUGGCUGCUGUGAGGUUGAGCCCGUGCCACUCGCGUCAGCCCUCCGUCAUCUCCGAUGCCUCGGCUGCGGAGGGAGACAGGUCGUCCACACCUAGUGACAUCAACUCUCCACGUCAUCGGACACACUCACUCUGCAAUUCUCUAGAAGAUCUGGAGGUGGCCAAAUGUAAGAAGAAGAAGGACAAAAUGGGCCUGGGCUCUUUGUCGCGAGUCUUCACCCGAAAACAACGCAAGUCCCUGGACCCGGGUCUGUUUGAUGGUACUGCAACACCCGAUUAUUACAUAGAGGAGGACGCCGACUGGUAAAGGCCACGCAGAGCCUCUGUGGAAAUGAUCGGAGGAUGGCGCUAGGUUUUAAUGUCCGUGACAAACGGCACGUGUGAAGGUGUGCGAGUGUGAGCUAGCAAAUUGCACCUGUACGUACGGUAUGUACAUUCAUGUAAAUAGUGCGCAACAUGGUGAAUAUCAGUUUCAAUUCUCUACUUUGAUUUUCACUCAACUGCAAACUUGAAGGACUGCUGUACAUGUAAAUAACAACAGUUGAUGUGCACUUUGUGUGUGUGUGUGUGUGUGUGUGUGUGUGUAAAUGUCUCCAUGUCCUGAAUGCCUUUUCUUAUUUUUGAUAUGUAACCCUGACUACCUUUUAAGUCCCCGCCACCCACGUUUACCGUCCUGCCUGCCUGGUUCAUUCCCCGUCCUGAGAACAGUUUUCCUGUGGGCGGCAUGCAGACUCCUCAAAUCCAUCCCAUUCUCUCCACAGUCAGGCAAACUACACAAGCGCCUCUUUAAGCGGAAUGAAUCGUCCACUCAAGGCAUUUUGUUUCCUAGCAACACGAGGCCUAGCAGGGAUUGUGGGAAAUGUGAUUUCUAUCUGUUCAGAUAGAAGCGUUUGUACAUACAUGCGUGCCGUAUUGUGCCAUGCAUGCACAUACUGUCCCACAGCGCAUGCGACUCUGACGCCACCGUCCGUAAAAUGAACUAACAACUGUCUGCUUUGAGAAAAGAGAGGUCAGUUACCCCUGCCACACUCUCAAACUUGUCAGGAACUUGUUAGCCGUUGUAACUUCAAUAAUUCUUAAACACACACAGUGACUAAUCAAACAUUAAUGGAAAGUUAAGUCAACCAAAAUUAUUCCAAAAAGAAUCUCGUGUAUGCCAUACGUAUGUGGUUUCUGAAAAUU